AUGGCUGUUACUCCAUAUGGGUCCCACAGUCCUGUGAAUAAAUUUUCCCUGAGCUAUCGGUUCACCAUCCAGAGAUUUAAUUUGCUAUGUUUUCUUGGUUACAGGGAGAAAAAAAUGAAAAUUCAGGAUAUUAAAAACAAUAUUAAAGAAGCUAUAGAGACAAUAGUGACAGCAAUGGGAAACCUGGCCCCACCAGUCGAGCUAGCCAAUCCAGAGAACCAGUUUCGAAUCGACUAUAUAUUAAACCUAGCAAACCAGAUAGAUUUUGACUUCCCACCAGACUUUUAUGAACAUACAAAAACACUUUGGCAAGAUGAAGGUGUGAAAGCCUGCUACGAGAGAUCCAACGAAUAUCAGUUGAUCGACUGUGCACAGUAUUUUCUAGACAAGAUCGACAUAGUCAAGCAAAAUGAAUACACACCAUCUGACCAGGAUCUUCUUAGAUGCAGAGUUCUGACAUCAGGAAUAUUUGAAACCAAGUUUCAGGUCGACAAAGUAAACUUUCAUAUGUUUGACGUUGGUGGGCAGCGAGACGAACGCCGAAAAUGGAUCCAGUGUUUUAACGAUGUGACUGCUAUCAUAUUUGUGGUGGCCAGCAGUAGCUACAACAUGGUUAUACGAGAAGACAAUCAGACCAACCGGCUUCAAGAAGCGUUAAACCUUUUCAAGAGUAUCUGGAACAACAGGUGGCUACGGACCAUUUCAGUAAUUCUUUUCCUGAACAAACAGGAUUUGCUAGCAGAGAAAGUUUUGGCAGGGAAAUCUAAAAUUGAAGACUACUUUCCAGAAUUUGCUCGUUACACCACACCGGAUGAUGUAGCAACACCGGAACCUGGUGAGGAUCCUAGAGUUACAAGGGCCAAGUAUUUUAUUAGAGAUGAAUUUCUUAGAAUCAGCACAGCAAGUGGAGACGGAAGGCACUAUUGCUAUCCUCAUUUCACAUGUGCAGUGGAUACAGAAAACAUUCGGAGGGUUUUCAAUGACUGUCGGGACAUUAUUCAACGGAUGCACCUUCGCCAGUAUGAGCUAUUGUGAUGGAGAGCACUUUUUCUCUUGUUUUUUGGACUCCUUACUCCUUAUUAAAAAGAAAAAAAAUACCCUUGCCCACAUAGGGCGGAAGAGAACUGUUGCAAUCUCCCUCUGAUUUGCAUCCCUCAAACCUUUCCUCCUUGCUGGACAAAUAGCAGCCCUACUAAAGCUUGCUUCUUUUUGCCCCUUCGGAACAGUUUGAGACAGCCCUUGCAACGCCUAGGGGCCGCUUCCUGUGUGAGCAGGGGAGGGUUUCUCUAACACUGUCAUUAACAAAUAAAUUAAUUAAAUAAUAAUGCCCUGGAUGGAUGGAGGAGCGUCUUGAAAGGAUUUGGGGAUUUAAAGUUAAAAGAUUUCUCAAAGCAAAAAAAGAGAGAGAGAGAGAGAGAAUACUACAGGAGGGAGAACUCUAAGUAAUUAGCACUGUUGUGGGCGUAAUCAUAUUAUCCCGUGACUUUCAACUUUGUAUCCAUUCACCGCAUCAGGAAAAAAAAGAAGAAGGUGCCAAGUCUCCGACCAAGAUGAAAGGACAAGUCUCUCAAGUUUGGUUUUCUGCCUCUGAAUGUGACUUUUGAGCAGAAAAUACUGACAGUUCUAACAGCAGAAACCUCAACAGUGCAAAAGCAACUGCCACCUGCCAAAAGUUGUCGCGCGUGGAAGGUCCUCAAACGGACAUUGCGGAAUGAUCUGCGUUUUAACGGCCUGUGAUCGCAGAAAGAGUUUAACCACACACACACACACACACUGUUUUCAGUUUGUCCACUGAUGAUGCUGUCUACUAUAAGAAAGCAAACAAACAAACAACAAGAAAAGUCAUUAUCAGGACUGUAGUCCUCACGACCUCCCCCCUUCUCUUCAUUCCCCUCCUGACCCCCCUCCCCCGCCUCUUUCUUUCCCGAUUUUUAUUUUACUGCUGGAUUAUUAUUCUUGUACAGACUGUAAAAUGUAUUAUUUUGUACAACUUUAUUGAAAAAAGAAUAACUUGUAGAAGAUCUUUGUGCCUUGAUUAUGGCUGUACCCGUGCAAUGAGCUAAGAUGUAAGUAUGUUUGAUUGCGCUGUACAGCUUUGUCAACCCCUAUCAGCAGCAUUCGCUCAAGGUAGGGAAAAUUUAUCUGUAGUUUAGGGGAUUUUUUUGUUUUUUUGUUUUUGUUUUUUUUGUUUCAUUUCUGGUUUAUAAAAGGAGGAGGAAAAAAUACUGUUUAGUUAAAAAAAAGUACAAAUUGUGCAAACUUAAACCACUUUAAAAAGUGAGGUCUACAACAAGUGACCAGAUGUUGCAGCAUCCUGCUUUUUAAUUUUUAGCUUUAACUCAUUUAAAUCUCUAUCCAAAUGCAAAACAUGGCUUGUUUCUACAUAAACCAAAUUUUGCUACAAAUUAUAAAUGUUAGUCUUUUGUCAUUCAUAGUUUUGUUUUCGGUUUUUUGCAAAAAAAAAAAAAA
Gekko japonicus is the source of this 2469-nucleotide messenger RNA. RefSeq names its product GNAS complex locus (gene GNAS). Lineage: Eukaryota; Metazoa; Chordata; Lepidosauria; Squamata; Gekkonidae. The record is from RefSeq and is a predicted model, not a curated record. Gene Ontology annotation, biological process: sensory perception of chemical stimulus; adenylate cyclase-activating dopamine receptor signaling pathway. Gene Ontology annotation, cellular component: heterotrimeric G-protein complex. Gene Ontology annotation, molecular function: GTP binding; mu-type opioid receptor binding; G-protein beta/gamma-subunit complex binding. The coding region runs from base 1 to 1035 and encodes 344 amino acids. The transcript is spliced from 11 exons.